AUUUUCAUCAAAACUUUGUUGAAGUUUUAAAGAAUUAAUUUUCUUGCACAAAAAAAUUACAGGUUCAAAUUUUGUUUUCGAAAAUACUCUAUUCAAUAUUAGUAAUGGCUCAAAGUUAUUUGAGAACCAUGGAUGUAUUAAAAAUCAUGAAAAAAAUAUAUUUAUAGAAGAUGUGAAAGUGUAUUUUUGGAUGCUUUGUGAUUAAUUUCUUAUAAUGGCAUUGAAGACUGAAUCAAGUUAUAUUGACGAAAGCAUUGGUCUUAAGGUUGAAGGGGAGCUGGGUGACUUUCAAAUAAUUGAGGAAGUUAGCGACAGUGACGAUGCUGACAAGACUGUUAAUGAAAGUUCAUGGGCAGUUGACACUGUGCCUAGUAUACCGUCAAGUUUAGUUAAGCCUAGUAGUUCUCCCAUAGGUAAUGUAGCUGUGAGUAACUCUGAAAAUGUUGUAAUAGGGAAUAACACUUACUUCAAUGGUCCUGUGAUAAUAAAGCAAGUGAUCCAGAAUGUUCCGGGUAUAGAUAAUCCUUCUUAUUCCAAAACUGAGGAUGAAGAUGACUCUGAAGGGAAGUACCAUGACGGUUCACAGAGCAACAAAAAACAAACAUCAAUCAAGAAGUUUCAACUACGAAAAUGGCAUAAAGUUACAUUUAGUGCCUUAUGUGUUCUCAUCCUUGGUGGUAUAUUCGCAGUAUUAUCUAUAAUACUAAGCAGCAACAGUCAAGAUGAUAAUUCAUCUUCCAAAUUAGGGGAGAAAGAUUCUUCUAGUGUAUCAAACUUCACAACGGUGGUGGGAAUGUUGUAUAAGAAUAUAAACCUUAUUAUAAUUACUGUUAUUUUGAUGCCUAUAACAUGCCUGUUGACAUUCUAUACAUUACUAACAUUGGAUGACUGUGGUAACAAUAGGACUGAGAUCAAGCAGAAACGUAGAAAAAAAGUCAGAGACUAUGAUGACAUACAAGAUUAUGAUUAUUCUCGCAAGCCUGUUAAGAAAGAGAAUCCAUUGUUGAUCGCUCCGGAUCACCUAAGGAUAGUACCGAGGACUGACUGGUUGGCUCAGCCGGUUGAGAAACAAUUAAAUAAGAUAAGGCAGCCAGUACCGUGGGUCAUAAUAUCACACACAGCCACGGAAAAUUGUAGUACACAGAGCGAGUGCAUUCUUCGAGUACGCCUCAUACAAAUGUUUCACAUUGAGUCGAGGAAUUGGGACGACAUUGGCUACAACUUCUUGGUGGCCGGGGACGGCUCCGCAUACUACGGUCGCGGCUGGGACUACAUCGGGUCCCACACCCUCGGCUAUAACAAAUACAGUAUAGGUAUUAGUUUUAUAGGCACGUUUAACAACGACCCGCCGCCGAAAAAACAGUUGGAUGCGUGCAUAAAACUUCUCAAACGGGGCGUGGAAAUAGGCAAGCUCGCCAAAGACUAUAAAUUGUUUAUACAUCGACAGCUAGCCUCCACUCUCAGUCCUGGUGACAAAUUAUGUGAAAUUAUCAAAGAGUGGCCUCAUUUUGUAAAGAAUUUUACAGACAUAUCUGAACUGAUUCCAAAUUAUUAAGUUUAAAUAUAGCUUUUGUUUUAUAAAAGAUCAAAUUAUGUAUACUCUGUCCGUUUUAUAAGUUACCUUCGGCAGUUACCAGAGAUGGUUUAUUUUUAAUGCGGGGUAACAAAAAUGGAACUGUCUAAAUAAUUGUGUUUGAAAUGUCGAAAAGUAUGUUUUAUUAUUAUUUUUAGUAUUGUUUAUUUCGAUGCAUCAAAUCGGUUUUUGAAUAAUAAUAAACUCGAAUUUUACUCUUAAGUCGUAUCAGCAACGUGUUAUCCGUAACUAUUUUGUUCAUUUUAUGGCCUGCCCAAAGGCAACUUUUAAAACACAGAGUAUUAACUCAAAAGCGUCACGUUCGCUCGUUUCGUGAUCCUCUUGAUAGUUUUUAAGUAAAAGGUGCUGGGCAUUGGCAAUUGUAAAGAGGCGUAUUUUAUAUAUAAAUUUUAAUUAUAUUUUUGUACCUACAGAUACUAGUCACAUUGGUAUUUCAGAAAUUUCGAAUUUAUUUAAUGACACGUUACCAAAUAAUGUAAAAAAGAUUAUUAGCUAACUCAAGCUUUGUGUAUUUUCAACUGACGUCUUGUGAACCCGUUAUAUAAUUGAAAUAUGCAUAAUAUGUACUGCGGCCUAUAGAAAAUAGUAUUUCACUAUGUUCGCCAAAUCGCUUAAAAAUCUUAUGGAAGGACUUAUUGAAUUGAUGUAUUAAUGUUGUGACAUCAGACAUUUUAUCACAAAAGUGAUUUCUUUUUUACCAAUAGAGCGUAAACAAAUAAAAAGCGUAAAAAACAUUAAUUCCGGAACCUAACGUGAUUUAUGAAGAAGAAAUAUUAUUAGAGAAGACAAUUUAAAUUGUCAAUUGACACUUAAAAUUUAUUUCAAACUGUAUAAUUUGUCUCUUAUGUCUUAACCACGAACUCUUGCCAUAUUAUUCAUUUUAAUAACUAUUUUGAAUUUAAAAUAUUGUAAAUAAUAAUUAAAAAAAAACAAAUAUUAUAUUGUGUAGAUCAGAUAGAAUUUUGGUUGUCUUGACCUUUUAAUAAUUUUUGACAACUACGAAUGAUACGCGAAAUGGUUUAAAGGAAAUAACUUAAUACGCUUAACACAUUGAAUAAUUUAUAACAACAUUAAUU
Molecule: messenger RNA, 2670 nt
Organism: Trichoplusia ni (cabbage looper)
Lineage: Eukaryota; Metazoa; Arthropoda; Insecta; Lepidoptera; Noctuidae
Product: peptidoglycan-recognition protein LE-like
Exons: 5
Coding region: 215-1555 (446 amino acids)
Biological process (GO): peptidoglycan catabolic process
Molecular function (GO): zinc ion binding; N-acetylmuramoyl-L-alanine amidase activity
Source: RefSeq, a predicted model, not a curated record